This is a messenger RNA of Closterium sp. Naga37s-1, 1164 nucleotides long. The record is from the annotation of a GenBank genome assembly. NCBI's taxonomy places the organism in Eukaryota, Viridiplantae, Streptophyta, Zygnematophyceae, Desmidiales, Closteriaceae.
AUGUUCUUUCGUUUCCCGCACAGCGUGGUAGUUCGGAAGUGCGUGUCCCCGUCGCUCCAGGAGGCGAUACAGGUGGUGCCCUCCAAUGUUGUCGCGGACAUCGUCGCGGGUGGUGAGGACGCGCACGUGGCGUUUGACCGUUUGCUUGGAUGUAAGCUGGUCGCGUUCUGCAUCUGGACCGGGUCGCACGAACAGCCGGCGGGAUCACAUGUUUCGGGUCGCGAUGCACUCGCACUCAAUACAGCGCUUGCCCUCGCGAACGCAGGGGAGGGGGAGCAGGGGAAGCCGGACAAGGAGGAGGGCUCGAGCUCUGACCGCGACGAGGACGCCCCUGUGAACGCGACGCAGGGUCUAGGUGCCAAGAAGGCGCGGGAGGAGGCCGACGAGGGUUCGGAAGAACUGGAGGGGGAAGAGGACGACGAAGAGGAUGAGGAAGAGGAGGAAGAGGUGGAAGAAACCCUCGCGACCAACAAUGCCGGGCGGGCGUCGAGCGCGGUCGUGGGUGCAGGGAAGAGUAUUCGCGGUCUGCAGGCUGUGCUGUUACCCCGUCACGGUAGCGCGACCCCGUCGACUGAGUACGCGGGCAAGAGUCCGGUCGCGGGCAAGCGUAAACACUCGGAGCUGGUGAAGAUGGAUCCUGCGAAGCUGGCCGCGGAGAUUCUCCGCUUGGACGAGCAGGUGAAAAAUCAAAAGCGCAAGCUGGACGAGGUCGUGUCCGCAAAGCCAGGCACAGAACACGUGGUGGUGAUCACGCAGAGCUACGACGAGCUCGUGGCUACGGUGGAGAAGGCGCUGCUUCACGUGCAGAACACGGAACGGGUGAUGCGCAGGGAAGCCAAGGUGGCCGCGAAGGACAGGUCGAAGAAUCGCGUCAUGCGGGAGGUGCUGAAACGCGCUGCUGUCCGCUUGGAGGAUUGCGCGGCUAGCAUGAAGGGGGUGGUUGUGGACUCCAUGGAGAACGCCCAGAAGAAGCUGACGGACGAGGUCGCCCGUAAGAUCGACGGCGCGUCAUCCAACAUCGCGGGAACCGCCGAGAGAGCGAUCACCACAAGCGGCGUCACCAACUCUCUCAACAUCAUCAUCGCGAUGCUUUCGGGCGUGACGCCAAGGAGACAUCUGCAGCCCACGACGCAAAUUCCUCCGUCUGGCAGAGCGGGUUGUUGA